AAGGACUCUUAACUCCCGGUGUACGAGUGUUAGGCUUUUUGGAUAUUAAGCUGUGCAAUAUACUUAUUUUGAUGCAAGAUGCGACAGGCUACAUGGAUAUUUUGAAGAUUUUAUCUGCCGUAAUUUUGAUGGCAGCAUUAGGUUCAGCUAUUCCAUGGGCCGUUCAGGACAUUCUUGAGGUAUAUCCAUGUCCUGUUAAGAAUUUCAUACGUAAUCGCACUGUUAACUGCACCUGUACGCUGGCCAAUGGAGGGACAGGUCGACACGCUGACGGCACACCUUGCUUUGUGAAACACGGGGGCUAUAACGGAGAACCUGAUUACAAAGGCGGUGUAUGCCUAUUAGGAAGAUGUGCAUAUCAAAGAAUUCCAAGAGGAUGUGAACCUGUAUACAUGAGGGUAAAGUCUACUAAAGAGCAUUUCAACGGUACUCAAGUUGGCUGCGCUUUUACUUGCAAAGGAGGGAAAGAGUUCAAUUUUUUGCCGGUUGGUUGGCCAUGUCUGCACAUUCAUUCCCCGGGAUCAUACGUAAAAGGUACUUGCAAGAAUGGAAAACGUAGGAGGAGAAUUCUAUGCGUGCCAGAUGCUUUUAAACAACAGCGUUAAAAAGCGCGUCUACAGAUCAGAGAACAUAAGCAACAUAUUCAGAAUUUGGUUCCUCUGCAUCGAUAUCUGUUCUAAGUAGUUUAGUCUAUUAUGCAUUGUACUAUAAAGACGGAUUACGUGAUAAUAAACUGUGCAUUGAACGACUUCACUCGGGAAUGUGUUGAAACUACAAAACACUUGCGCAUCAGACGUCAAACAACAGAAUAAACUUUUCGCAGCAUACCCAGCUUUGCAGAACAUUUUAUUAAAAUCCAUUGCGAAUGUAACAGUUUUUUUAUC
This is a messenger RNA of Dermacentor silvarum, 884 nucleotides long. RefSeq lists its product as uncharacterized. Bases 72 to 605 code for a protein of 177 amino acids. The record is from RefSeq and is a predicted model, not a curated record. NCBI's taxonomy places the organism in Eukaryota, Metazoa, Arthropoda, Arachnida, Ixodida, Ixodidae. The transcript has 7 exons.